Messenger RNA from Dendronephthya gigantea, 2512 nucleotides. Its product is annotated as golgin subfamily A member 6-like protein 22. Lineage: Eukaryota; Metazoa; Cnidaria; Anthozoa; Malacalcyonacea; Nephtheidae. Bases 94 to 1611 code for a protein of 505 amino acids. The record is from RefSeq and is a predicted model, not a curated record. The transcript is spliced from 18 exons.
UCUUCUCUAUGUUGUCGGAACAAGAGAUACAUUUUCGAAAUUCGAAUUCCAUUCAGCGUUUUAUAGUAAGAUAACUGCGUAAAGGCUCGUACAAUGGCAUAUCCAAACGACUAUAUUGCAAGUAGAGAUCUAAAUAGUCACCCGGGUGCUAAAUAUAUCGAUAGUGGACCACUGGACAAGCAGGCACAAAAUAAUUUCCAUGGAAAUGAACGGGCGAUGGAGCAAGCGAUGACAAUGAUAUCUGAUUUGACAACAAAACAUUUAACACAAAUUGAUCAAAAUGCUAAACAAAAGGCUCUGAGUGGAUCUUAUAUCAGAAGAACAGCUACUUUGGAAGAUGAGCUGAAGAUUUCCUUGGAGAAGUUGCAUUGUGAAAGGCAUGAAAAAGCAGCGAUGCAGGACACCAUAGAUCAGAAAGCACUGCAAAUAAGAGAGCAACAAAAUGAAAACAUGGCAUUGAAUGAAAAGUGUACAAAUUUGGAGGAAAAGGUUCAUGAAGAAGAGCAAAAAAACUUAGUAAUGCAAGAAGAGAUAUAUCAUUUAAAAUUGGAAUUACAAGAGGGUAACAGCCAUUGGCUUAAAAGCCAAAAAAAUCUAGAGUCAGUGCUGGAACAUAAUGAUCAAUUGAAAAAGGAACUUGAUCAGUCACAAAAAAUGUUUGCAUCAAAAAUUGAUAACAUUUUGCGUGAAGUAGUGGCAAAGAAAGGGAAUAUAGAUAAUUUAGAGAAAGAAAAUCUGGAGUUAAAACAGCAGUGUAAAUCCACCAUUGAUAACACAAAUAAGGAGAAUCUUGAGUUGAAAGAACGGUUCGAAGCGAUGUUACGUGAAAAGCAAGAAGAACUCACAGCGAUGCAAACAACUAUAAAUGGUUUGAUGAAAGAGAAGAAAGACUUAGAACAAAAGUGUGAAUCCACCAUUGAUAACAUAAAGAAGGAAAAUCUUGAAUUGAAAGAACAGUCCGCAGCGUGUGAGGAGAUGUUACGUGAAAAGCAAGAAGAAAUCACAGCGAUGCAAACAACUAUAGAUGGUUUGAUGAAAGAGAAGAAAGACUUAGAACAACAGUUCGCAGCGUGUGAUGAGAUGUUACGUGAAAAGCAAGAAGAAAUCACAGCGAUGCAAACAGCUGUAAUUAGUUCGAUGAAAGAGAAGAAAGACUUAGAACAACAGUUCGCAGCGUGUGAGGAGAUGUUACGUGAAAAGCAAGAAGAAAUCACAGCGAUGCAAACAACUAUAGAUGGUUUGAUGAAAGUGAAGCAAGACUUAGAACAACAGGUCAAACGUGCUUUGGAUGAAUCGAAAAUAAGUAAAACUAAUCUGCUAAAGAUAAGGGAUGACUUGUAUUCACAAGUGGAGCAACAAGAGGAACAGAUUGAUCUUUACAAAACGAGAUUGAAUGAAAUGUCGGAGACUCUUGUGCAGUUACACAUAUCGCUCCUGGAUCAUGAAGAUCGCGUACAAUACGAUGGAGCUCUGCGUCAAGUGUUUCGACUUAUGAUCAACAGAACACGAAACUUAGUACCACAACAACAGCUGCCUAAUGAAAAUAAUCCGCCUGUUGUUGCUGCACCUCGUGCUGAAGAGAAUGACCACUUUCCAGAGGCGAAUGAUUAAUUUGGCUGUUAAUUUAUAUGAAUGCAUGUUUAAGCACCAUCGUUGGACAGCACCGCAACUAGUAAUGGCGAAGCCAAGGCAGUUGACAUUUUGAGUACUGAAAAUUUGAUGCCGCAUUUUAAGGGUAAGGUAUUUAAUACAUUUCAGUAUUUGAAACAUUAAUAUAGUGCACAGCUAUCCUAGAUGGUCUUUAAGCACAGAUAUUUAGAUGUAAGUAAUAUUGUAUGUUUCGUAUUGUUAUGAGAAAGGGCGUAUCCUGUAGUAAAUCUUCAUAUGUGUUUAGAACAUUGUAGUGAACAUUUGCCUAUGGUAGCUAGCUUUUUAGGACAUUUUAGACAUAGACUUUUAACUAGUGCUUUAGGUUUUUAGUGCAUGUAGAAAUGGUUUUUAGAAUAUAGUCGUUCUUGUGUAAUAUUUACCAUAUGUCGGAUACAUGCAUAGGCUUGCGAAAAGCGGUUAAUGUUUUCUACGGUAUGUCGGAAUUAUAUAUAAGCACUUGUAUACAAUACACCCGCAACAUAUGUAUCGCCCGCAUGCACACCCAAAAAUAGGGCUGCGUGUAAUCGUGGCACUGCUCGUUUCGACACGUUUGAAUUGUUAUUGUUCGUAUUUCGUAUACUUCCUUUGAAUGUAGCGCAAAAUACCGCAAAAUGUAGCGCUGUGAGAAUAAGUUGGCAAAAAAACACACAAAAAAAUGAAAAGCCAAACAGGCAUAAUCGAGCUUUCAAAAGAAGGAUGGUUUGCAUCUUUGAGCAUAGCUCAUGGAUGCAUAGCUCUUUGAGUACAUUUCGUAUAGUUAUUCCUUUGUUUGAAUGUAGCGCAAAAUAUAGCGCUGUGAGAAUGAGUUGGCAAAAAAAAACACAAAAAAAUGAAAAGCCGUAAAGAGGCAUAAUCAACCUUU